CUUUUGAACGGGGGUGGGUGCUUUGUUUAUGAGAGAACGAACAACGUAGGCCCUGAUUGGUAAUAGUCAUUGUCAACGUUUCUCUUUACAAUAGGACCGCCUUUUACUGUUUGUUCUCGUGAUAAUUGAAAUUAUGAAACAGGAGACAUUUUGGUUCUUGUAACAGGGACGUAUCUUGAAUUCAAAGCAUGAACAUAUGAGCCACAAUGGUAAAUAUGCGUAGAAUCGUUUCUGUAUUGACGUUCUAGAGCCAGCGAUGGCAACGGAGAAAAUAAACGACGUAUUCAAAGUUGCAAGUCAGUUCAUCAACAUAAAUGACUCUUUUCGUACCUCCUAGUACUGGCUUGCGAACGAGGAUAAUUUUGAAGAGAGAAACACCAAAAUAAAUCUUCCACAUGAGUCGGUGAACAUGGACGGGUGGAGUCCAAUUGUUGCAACAGCUUCUGACGAUGAACGUUCAAGCUCCGAGGGUGAAUACACAGUGGACACUGGACCAAAAGAAGCGGAAGAGAAAGAGGGUGAACUAAAGAUAAAUGAUGAGAGCAUGGAUGGAGGUGCUGCUGAGGGAUUUGGGAUAACUGGCUUUGGAGAGGGCACCGUGAGAUUGAGUUGUACAGGACAGACCGCUGAACAAGAACUUCGGUACCUCCACUUGCUAUGGGAACCCAGUCGAGUUGGAUCAGGGUCGGGUGUGGCGAGCAGCAAACCCGGGAAGGUGACAGGGUGUAGAGCGAGGCGACAAGGGAGAGCCCGGCGAAAUGUGGGGCCCAUUGGAAAAGAUAUUUAUGCGGUGAAGAGGUUCCGAGAGGCUGCCAAUGGCAACGACAUUGAUACAGUGCGCAGGCUUCUUCUAGAAGACAUAGACCCUUGUGCAGCAGAUGACAAAGGAAGAACAGCCCUCCACUUCUCCUCCUGUAAUGGCAACGAGAGCAUCGUGCAACUUCUUCUGAGCUACGGCGCUGAUCCUAACCAGCGGGAUGGCCUUGGGAACACCCCUCUCCAUCUGGCGGCCUGUACCAACCACGUGCCUGUAAUCACCACAUUGCUGAGAGGAGGAGCACGUGUGGAUGCCCUAGACCGAGCAGGAAGGACCCCCCUGCACCUGGCACGCUCCAAACUCAACAUCCUGCAGGAUGGAGACUCGAGGAGUAUAGAAACUCUUAGAGGGGAGGUCACACAGAUCAUUCAGAUGCUGAGGGAGUACCUGAAUGUGAUGGGACAGAGUGAGGCCAGAGAGAGACUGGAUCAUAUCUCAACACAGCUGCAGCACACACGCACCAAAGAACAGGUUGAUGAGGUAACCGACUUGCUGGCCAGCUUCACGUCACUCAGUCUACAGAAGCAGAAUUUGGGGGAUAGGUAGAGGGGGCUCUCUUUGUGGAUACAUUCUUCUGUUUACGGCGGGGUAAUGGGAAUACUACUGUGAUAAAGUAAAUAAAAAAGAUCUUUAUGAACUCAUUACCCUUGACUGUUGUGUUGGUCUUCCUCUCAGCAUCUUUGUGUCACUGCCUUUUUUCUGUUGCCUUGCAUGUGUUGUACAUGAAUGUUUACUGUAAAAAAAAAAAAAAAUCAUGGUCAUUGUUGUAAAUGGUUGUAACAAUCUGAGUUAAUCGAUUAAUAAAAUGUUUGGAAAUA
This is a messenger RNA of Salvelinus fontinalis (brook trout), 1635 nucleotides long. RefSeq names its product ankyrin repeat domain-containing protein 54-like. Gene Ontology annotation, molecular function: protein binding. The record is from RefSeq and is a predicted model, not a curated record. Lineage: Eukaryota; Metazoa; Chordata; Actinopteri; Salmoniformes; Salmonidae. The transcript is spliced from 8 exons. The coding region runs from base 410 to 1363 and encodes 317 amino acids.